CAAAUCUGUUCAUAGAGUCAGUUGUUUGUCGAUGGUCAAUGUUUGAGUGAUUUGUCGCAAUCGCAAAUGUCAUAGUAUUUUUUGAGCUCAAUAAUAUCAGGAUGGCAGAAAACAGAGAAGAAAUUCUAGCAAAUUUUCAGGGUAUAACAGCCAUAGAAGAUGUUGCUGAAGCUAUUUACCACCUAGAAGAAGCAAAUUGGGACUUGCUUGCAGCCAUAAACCGAGUGAUGCCACAGGACGGGAACAGCUCAGCCGCAAAUGACAAUGACACUCACGAUGUCGAGAUGAUAGACGAUGAUAUAUCUGUGAUAACUCCAAAAACUCACCCACCAGACCGGGAAGACACAAAUCAAGCAUCCACCUCAAUGAAUGUAAAUUCUAAUAACGCUCCCAUUCCCUUUGUAGAACUACAGGUUCAUUGUAAUAAUAAGAUACAUGAAGUCAAAAUGUCUGGGAACGCUACUGUUGCCGACUUAAAAAAGGAAUUGGAGAAGAAAUGCGGCGUGCCAGUGUGUCGGCAACAGUUGUCGGGGCUGGGCGGGUCGCGCGCCACUAGUAACGCGACGUUGGUCAGUCUCAACUUACCCCCUAAUGCAGUGCUGCGACUCAAGGCCGCUGAAACACUUAUGGCUGAUGAUGAGGUGGCAGAAAGGUUAACGACAACAUACGUUUUGCACGUGAACGUUGAAGACAAGGAGUAUACGCUCAAGUACCCCGGCACAAAGACAGUGCAGGAAGUCAAGAACGAUAUAUAUUCACUAACAGAUAUACCUGUUAGGCAUCAGUCGUGGACAGGUUGGCCGGCGGUCCCGGGGCUGGACGAGACAGUGCUGGCCAUGGCGGGCCUCCAGCUGCCUCAGCACGAGCUCAGCGUGCGCCGCGCCCCCAAAAAGGACUAUAAGAGGGUAAAUACGAUAAUAGUUGAGAGUUCAGAUAGUGAGAACAGUUCUGUGGAGGAGGUGGAGGACACGACGGAGGGCUACACCGGCGAGGAUGACAUGUUCGUAGACCUCGUGCAGACUGAGAGGUUGCAGCCACUAAUGUCAGACAGUGUACAGGAUGAGGCGUUGGGUUGUAUAGAGUUUGCGCAACGGUUCCGCGCGCGGUACGGGCCCAACACGCCGCAGUUUUUCGAGGGCACCCUGCAGGAUGCCAUUCAGGAGUCCUGUCUCAAACCUGCCAAAGAGCGUAAACUCCUCGGCGUAUACUUACACCACGAACAGUCCGUGCUUUCCAAUGUGUUCUGUGCACAACUUCUGGGCUGUGAGGCCGUGCUGCAGACACUCGCCGCCAACUUCAUUGUGUACGGCUGGGACCUCACGCAUCCAGAUAAUAAUAACAUGCUACUAUCGUCAGUAACAAACGCGCUAGGUCCAAUCGCCAGUAUGACGAUACGCAACUUGCCACUGGAUCGCAUGCCCGCACUAGUGAUCAUCAUGCGAGUCCGCUCCAUUACUGAAAUAUACUCCGUUAUCAAUGGUAACGUUGGCGUGUCAGAGUUACUGGGAGGGUUGGUGGAGGCGUUAGAGCGGUUCAGCUCUGCGCGCGAGGACGAGGCUCGGCUGGAGAGGGAGCGCGACGCCAGGCAACGCGUCAAGCGGGAACAGGAUGAAGCAUACCAGAGGAGCUUAGAAGCUGACAGGGCUAAAGAAGAAGUAAAGAAAAAACAAGAAGAAGAAAGAAAUCAAGAAUUAGAACGGGCAGAGUCAGAAAGACAAAUGGAGGAAGCUAAAAAAGAGGCGGAGCGCGCGGAGGCGGCGCGGCGCGUGCCUGCGGAGCCGGCGGCGGGGGGCGGCGGGGAGGUGGCGCGCAUCCGCGUGCGUCUGCCCGCGCCGCACCACUCCUCGCUCGAACGACGCUUCCACGCACACGACACGCUCGAGGCGUUAUUAGACUUCCUCGCAUCUAAAGGUUAUCCACAACAAAGCUUUAAGGUCAUCUCUAGCUGGCCUAGGAGAGAUCUUACCUUGGAAUCUCCAAGCAGCACACUGAAGGCUCUGAAGCUGUAUCCCCAGGAGACAAUCAUGCUGGAGGAGCGGUGAAACGAACCAGCCCACUCCGUCCCACGCAUGCACUCACACUGCACUCACUACGAGACCCGAUAAAUACAACAAUACAUCCUAUUUGUUUACAAUCAGAGACCAUUUUCCUGUGACAGUUCCUUGAAUAUUUUCCCGCCAAGAUCGCUUUUGUAGAAGUCAUUCGACCCAUAAACUAUUUGCUACCAAGGAAAACAGUAGCCCCCGGUACCAAUAAGAAGUAUAACACGAUAUAAAUAUACAAAAAUGUUCUCUAUUUCCCUAGAAUUAGAGCCCAAUUUUGAGUGAUACAAUUAAAAUGAAAUAAUGAACUGAAUAAUCUUGCAUUAAAGUUCCUAUUUCAAAAUCUCGAAUAUUAAUAUCGUCACGUGGUCUCUACUAUUUACAACCGCAUUUCUACAAACAAUAACCUUUCUGUCUUUGGAAUAAAGUCCAAUUUAGCAUGAUUUUAAUGUUUUGUGAAACUACUCAUAAACAGA
Spodoptera exigua (beet armyworm) is the source of this 2518-nucleotide messenger RNA. The record is from the annotation of a GenBank genome assembly. NCBI's taxonomy places the organism in Eukaryota, Metazoa, Arthropoda, Insecta, Lepidoptera, Noctuidae.